[Torrubiella] hemipterigena is the source of this 1251-nucleotide messenger RNA. The record is from the annotation of a GenBank genome assembly. NCBI's taxonomy places the organism in Eukaryota, Fungi, Ascomycota, Sordariomycetes, Hypocreales, Clavicipitaceae.
AUGCUCUCUACACCAGAACCGUCAGAACCCCUUCCUAGCGCUUCCAACACUACAGCCCCUGUAAGCACAGACGAAGCUGCGAGCCCGUCGAAUGAGAAGGGCACUUCACCUCGCCCCGAGGUACUGUCAAAGACUCUGCUGUACCUCAACAACGACGACAUGACAAGUUUACAUGCCCUCACACAACCCGAGCAGUGGCAGUACCAAGAACCAAACUAUCAAGGUCUUCAACCUUAUUUCCCCGUAUUUGCAGAGGAGGACUUGAGCGCCUCGUUUCGCAUCACAAACAUCGAAGAACCAGCACUUCACUACAACAUUUUCGAUGAACAGCCCCACCUGCCCUUCAGCAACAGUGGUGAUGUGAAUAUUCGCAGCCUUCGCAGCAUAUGCGACGCAUCCAUUGAUUCAGUCCAUUUCAUCGCCUGUCUUGAAAUUGCAUCAAAAUACGUCAAUGCCAAUAUUUUCCGGCAUUUAGUACUGGAUGCGCUCCACGUGGAUCAUUACUCAAUGUGUGAUACACAACUACUUGAAACGGCACAAACGAAGCUUCAUGACCUUGCCAUGUCGCUGCUGCAGGACGGCGUUCUGGACCAGUUUGCCUUUCUUUUUCGCUGCCGAAUCGUAUCGUCUGAACUUGCACGGAGCAUCGUACUGGAGAAUGGUUUGAUCCAGAACAACACCACUCUACUGCACCAUCUCCUCGGCACCAACGAGCUGAUACACGCAGCACUGGAUUUGGACGCCAUCAUGGAACGCGCGCCCACUAUUCGCGAAAGCAUUGACUACUACGGGCCUGAACCCGCAAGAGCCGUCAUUUACGCGGCAUUUAGCGCUGGCUUAGUCUCGCCCAAAGGUAUAUCGGCACUACAUAUUGCUGUGGCAUUGCUUCUUUACGAUGAUGUCUCCUGCCUGCUUGACUUUGGCGCUGAUGUGAACCAACAAUCAAAUACCGGGGAGUCUCCGUUACAUCAUCUGUCCAGGAUGACAGAGUCCAAAAUCAUGCCUCUUUGUCGCCUUUUGAUUGCGCGCGGCGCUGAUGUUAAUGCACAGGAUGCUGAAGGCAAUACAUGCCUACAUGUGCUAUUUCGCGGCCCCCAGAAACCCUGGUCUAUGGCGCCAGCUCAACUUCUUCUCACUAGUGGCGCUGAUACGAGUUUGACAAACCAUCUGAAUAAAUCGGUCCUCAUCACGGCUAUAUCCUCCUGGCCAGUGGAGAGCGUGUUUGAGGUAAUGGGCUGGCCAAGCCUGUGA